AUGUUCCCUGUGGCCAGGGCCGCGCUGAACCUCGCCGCUCGUGGCGUCCAGCACACUGCAGUCAGACAGGCUCAUCGCAAGCGUGAGCCAGACUUUCACGAUAAAUAUGGAACUAUGGUCCUCCUUGGUGGAGCUGCAGUUUUCGCCUCUGUCUGGGGAUAUGUGCUUACACAGCUUGGAAUUGAGUGGGGCUUGUCACCUGUUGGCAGAGUCACACCAAGAGAGUGGAGGGAGUAA
Messenger RNA from Acanthisitta chloris (rifleman), 237 nucleotides. Its product is annotated as cytochrome c oxidase subunit 7B, mitochondrial-like. NCBI's taxonomy places the organism in Eukaryota, Metazoa, Chordata, Aves, Passeriformes, Acanthisittidae. Gene Ontology annotation, biological process: mitochondrial electron transport, cytochrome c to oxygen. The record is from RefSeq and is a predicted model, not a curated record. The transcript has 3 exons. The coding region runs from base 1 to 237 and encodes 78 amino acids.